Molecule: messenger RNA, 1768 nt
Organism: Fimicolochytrium jonesii
Lineage: Eukaryota; Fungi; Chytridiomycota; Chytridiomycetes; Spizellomycetales; Powellomycetaceae
Product: PI31 proteasome regulator N-terminal-domain-containing protein
Exons: 3
Coding region: 162-1397 (411 amino acids)
Biological process (GO): proteasome-mediated ubiquitin-dependent protein catabolic process
Molecular function (GO): endopeptidase inhibitor activity; proteasome binding
Source: RefSeq, a predicted model, not a curated record
CACCCUCUCACCUCUUCCUACUUCAGCUCUGGACUAGUAAGAGCCCCAGAUCAUCGUCCCCACCCAGACUGUCUUUCUUUUGUCCCUCGCGGCUAUCCCGCAGCUUUUGUAUUACGAGUAUUCCGAGUCCCCUUACGAGUAUCACCUUACAUCCCAGAAGAAUGGCUGACUCCUCCAGCUCCAGUUCCGGCAUUGGCCGCCAAGACGCUUCUUCAGGAACCAAUCCCACGCCCACCAACAACGAGGACGAGAAUCCUCUCGAGCCCAAGGCAGUUCUUCGCACCCUCGUCGAAUGCCUUCCUCCUCAAACGGCAGGAGGGCAGCCUACGUUCAAGUCUCCUGCUGACCUUUCGGUCGCAUUGUUUCAUGCGGCUAUGACGCGGUAUGGGUUUAGGUUUAUUGGCGUGGGCGAGGAGCGUAAAGACCACGAGGACUACCCCGACAGCGAGCAACCCAGCGGCUCGACCGCCCGCCGCCUCCCCCCAGACUGGAACGCCUCAGGCGACAUGUUUUCCUUCCGCUACAAGCACUCGCAGUCCUCCCUCACCUUCCUCCUCAAAUGCGUAAAAGUCGGCAAGAACAAACUGAUUGUGCACGGCAUGGCUAUUGAGGAUGAGAAGCUGCAUACGAUCGAGUUGGCGCCGUCGACGUUCACUGCGGCGAAUAUCACGUUCCCAUUUGAUGCGAGUGCGGGAGGGAGCAGUGGGAGUGAGGAUGCCAUUGGGAGGGCGUUUGCGUCGGAAGAGCAGCUGAACGCCGUGUUGAGAGAGUUCAGGGUUGGGAUCAUGCAAAAGUUGAUUCCGGGAUUGAACAAACCGGGCUACGAAGCUCCUUCCACAACCGCGAGUAGCUCCUCGUCGCAGACCACCGACCACAUCGCCAACCGCCCACGUCCGCCUUACGUCCACCCCAUCGCCGGCGAACCAUACCCCGGCAGCGGUGAAGAACCCCACAGAGGUCCAACAUACCCACCGUUCCGCAACCCGCACGCAAUCGGCGACGUCGACCUCGACCCCUUCGCCAACUCCGGCCUCCCGCGCCCGCCCUUCGGCGGCGCAGGCCUAGGCCGUGGCGGCGGCAUGUUCGUUGGACCGGACGACCCCAUGUUUGCCGGGCGGUUUCCGGAACACGGCGGUGGAGGUAUACCAGCGGGACCUGGAGGCGCGACGCUGCCGCCGGGUGCGGUACCGCCGGGCGCGAGAUUUGAUCCAAUUGUCCCGCCGGGCAUUCCGGGGUUGCCCGGGAGGCCGCAGUUCCCUUCUUCGAGGGGAGGGUUUGGGGGUGGCAGAGGGGGUGGGGGUGGGUUUGGAGGUGGUGGUGGGUUUGGUGGGCUCGGAAGUGGAGAUCCCGAUAAUGACGAGCUGCCGCCGCCAGGAUAUAACGACAUGUUCAUGUGAUCAUGCCACCCAUGUCGCCGACGGGCCAACUACCAUACCAAGGUCAUGCUCCUCUUUGCCGCGCGCCCUUAGCUUCAUGUGAUAUACGCGACGCAUACCCAGCGGCGAGCGUAGCAACGUCCGGGCAGAUGUAGCUUUUGAUACCCUUGGUCCGAUCCACAAUCAUUCUGUCAGUGUUAUUGUUUCUUAUGUUAGCUACGUAGUUUUGGCUGUAAUCUGUAUCUGUUUUUUUUUCUGUCCAUUGAUGUGAGCACUGUGCGGCUUUGGGGAUGUCGUUCAUGAGUGUUCUGUGCCAUGUACUGUACGCUUUCUGUGAGCGUUUGUGGCCCUCAGUUUGGCUGGGAUCGAGAGAUCGAGCGAGAGAAGGACGC